AUGCAGGAGAACCCGGAGGACACUGCUGCCCUAGUCCUUCGCUCUGCCCGUAGGGCUCAUUUCCAGGUUACCGCGUGCGUGCGUGCGUCUGGCCAGGCCCGGCGGGCAAGGCAGAGACAGGGACUCCGCGCCGGUGCCCGCCUUAGGCCGGGCGGGCCAAUAUCCGGGUGGAGCGGGGGGCGGCAGACGGAACGCGAGGGUGACAGGGCGUACCCACCCUGCGGCGCGGCGCCCGGCAGCGCCCCGGACCCCCGGGCCCGAGCCCCGAAAGAAGAGGAAGAGGAACCCCAGGAGGGCUCGCCGAACCGGCCACCCGCUCCGAACUUGCCGCGGAAACUAGUCCGGAGGGAGGGGCCGGGGCCGGGGCCAGGGCCGCGGCGGGAGGAGGGGCGGCCGCACUGCAUCCAGCCCCGUUGGCGUCUUUCCCAGCGCCUCUUCGCCGCCUCCUCUUCCUCCUGUAUGAGUCAGGCAUUUCCCCGGGAUUUGGAGCAGCCCAGCAGCCGCAGCAGCAGCCGCGCCACGUCGGCCGGCUCCUCGCCCUCCUGCUCCCUGGCCGGCCGGGGGGUCGCCGGCCGGUCGGCGGUGGCCGGGCUCGGCGGCGGGGGCAGCCGCAGCAGCCCGGGCUCGGUGGCCGCUAGUCCGUCCGGAGGAGGCGGCCGCCGGAGGGAGCCGGCGCUCGAGGGCGUGCUCAGCAAAUACACCAACCUCCUCCAGGGCUGGCAGAACAGGUACUUUGUGCUGGAUUUUGAGGCUGGCGUCCUGCAGUAUUUUGUGAAUGAGCAAAGCAAGCACCAGAAGCCUCGGGGAGCCCUGGCUCUCUCUGGAGCCAUAGUGUCCCUGAGCGACGAAGCCCCCCACAUGCUGGUGGUCUACUCCGCUAAUGGAGAGAUGUACAAACUGAGAGCUGCUGAUGCGAAAGAGAAGCAGUUUUGGGUGACUCAGCUUCGAGCCUGUGCCAAAUACCACAUGGAAACGAGUUCUAAGACGACUCCGAGUUCCCGAAGCCGCAGUCUCACUUUGCUCCCCCAUGGAACGCCCAACCCAGCGUCUCCCUGUAGCCAGAGACACCUCGGCGCGGGGGCCCCCGGUGUUGUCACAGUCACGCAUCACAAGUCGCCUGCAGCCGCCCGAAGAGCCAAGAGUCAGUAUCCCGGCCAGCUCCACGAAGUCAGAGAGAUGAUGAACCAGGUGGAAGGGCAGCAGAAGGAUCUCGUGCACGCCAUCGAGUCUCUGCCGGGGUCUGGCCCCCUCACGGCCCUGGACCAGGACCUGCUGCUCCUGAAAGCUACCUCCGCUGCGACCCUCAGCUGCCUCGGGGAGUGCCUCCACCUGCUGCAGCAGAGUGUGCACCAGGGGGGCCGGCCCGGCCCCCGGCCCGGGGCCUCAGAGAACGUCCUGGGAUGGCACGGGCCCGAGUCCCAUUCCGCGGAGCCACUGAAAAAUGGAACGCUUGGCCCUUUGCCCUCAGCCAGUGCCAACAUAACCUGGGCGGUCGCCCCGAGUGCCGCGGGAGCCCUGCGGAGCCCGCCGCCGGAGCCAGAGCCAAACUCAGGCCCUGAACUGGUUUCGUCCGAAGAUGAGAAAAGUGACACUGAAGAUAAAGAAGAGACAGAGUUGGGUGUCAUGGAGGAUCAGCGUAGUGUAAUUCUUCAUCUCAUUUCACAGCUCAAACUGGGAAUGGAUUUGACCAAGGUGGUGCUUCCCACGUUUAUCCUGGAGAAGCGCUCCUUGCUGGAGAUGUACGCAGACUUCAUGGCACACCCCGACCUGCUGCUGGCCAUCGCCGCCGGGGCCACGCCAGAGGAGAGAGUCAUUUGCUUUGUGGAGUAUUACCUCACAGCCUUCCACGAGGGCCGCAAGGGGGCCUUGGCCAAGAAGCCCUACAACCCCAUUAUCGGUGAGACGUUUCACUGCUCCUGGGAGGUCCCCAAGGACAGGGUCAAGCCAAAGAGGACUGCUUCCCACUCUCCUGCUAGCCACGAACCCCCGAUGGCCGAGGACCCUUCCCAGAGCUACAAACUCAGGUUCGUGGCUGAGCAGGUGUCCCACCACCCACCCAUCUCCUGCUUCUAUUGUGAGUGCAAGGAGAAGAGACUGUGCGUCAAUACUCAUGUAUGGACCAAAAGCAAGUUCAUGGGCAUGUCCGUGGGCGUCUCCAUGAUAGGGGAAGGUGUGCUGAGGCUCCUGGAACAUGGGGAGGAGUACGUGUUUACCCUGCCCAGUGCCUACGCUCGGUCUAUUCUCACCAUCCCGUGGGUGGAGCUGGGCGGAAAAGUCAGCAUCAGCUGUGCCAAGACCGGGUACUCAGCGACGGUGAUAUUCCACACGAAGCCUUUUUACGGAGGGAAAGUCCACAGGGUGACGGCAGAGGUGAAGCACAACCCCACCAACACCAUUGUUUGUAAAGCCCACGGGGAGUGGAACGGCACCCUGGAGUUCACUUACAGCAAUGGGGAAUCCCGAGUCAUCGACACGACCACACUGCCCGUGUACCCCAAGAGGAUUAGGCCCCUGGAGAAGCAGGGGCCCAUGGAGUCCAGGAACCUCUGGCAGGAGGUGACCAGAUGCCUGCGGCUGGGGGACAUUGACGCUGCCACUGAGCAGAAGCGGCGCCUGGAGGAGAAGCAGCGGGUGGAGGAACGGAAGCGGGAGACGCUGCGCACGCCGUGGCAGCCCAAGUAUUUUAUCCAGGAGGGCGAUGGCUGGGUGUACUUCAACCCUCUUUGGAAGGCACACUGAUGGUGUGGAGGUGCAGAGCUUUCAGAAAUAGCCGUGUUUUUUGUAGAAAUUAAAGUGGUACAGUAUCUGCUGGUAUUCACCCAGGCCUCUUGUUCUCAUUCGGGAAAUGGUACCUGCGAGAGACAUUACAUACUGUGACAAGUGCACCACCAAACUACUGUUGGAUUGAAUUUAUUCAAGAGCCGUCUGGGGCACGUGUGUGUGCAGUCUGUGUGAGCGCUCAGUACACUGCACGUUCACACACAUGCGCAUGCCUGCUGGGUAUUAUUACACAUGUAAAUACUGCACUUACCAAGAUUUAAGUGGGUAAUUAUGAGCUCCUUUUUAUCAAUGAGGUUUGAAGUUUUCUAUUUUUCACUUUGCCAAAAAUGUUUUGCACUCACAAAAAUACUCUGGAGUAGUCAACUCCCAUCGAAACAAAGGUGAGCUGGCAUGGUGUCCACGUGGUAGAAAGUGGCUCAUUUCUGGUAGAAGUAGGUGGUUUUCGCCUCACGAUUAUUGUGGUGAUUCCCACCUCCCUCCCCCCGUCAACAUUUCGUUUGUCCUUAUUUAAGAAAGAUAAACUGUUAUCCCCUGCGGAAUGGUGAGUGGGCAAGAAGAGGUUAAAGGCUUGUAUCAGAGCCUUCCAAGAUGGAGCGCCUUCGGGAGAACGGGCCUGCCUUGGCAUAUUUGUCCCAAACCUCUCUGACAACUGCUGAUGCUCAAAGUAUUAGUUCUACAUUUUUCAGAAGCUGCUUCUUUUACAAUAGAAAAUAAGUCAUAUGAAGACCUCACUACUUUUGUGAUGAAAAAGGGCUUUAGAAAUUAAAUACACGCAUGCAUAUCUAGAACUGUUACAACCACAGCCUCAAUUUUGUAUUUAGUUUGGGGAAAGAGAAAAGAAUGCCCUGUGGAUUUUUUAAGUGCACCUCUCUUGUUUGACCCAAACUCUGCAGCACAACCACUGUGACUAAAUAACAUGCACAGAAAGACUACGUAAGUGUUCCAUGAUUUCAGCUGAAUUUCAGUCCUCUGCCUUUACAAGUGAGGUCAAGACAUGACUUGACUAUACAGCAAGGAAAAUGAAGUAGGAUUUUUGCUCAGUGCUUAAUUUAUUUUUUACUGUGCCACUCAGAAUAUUUAUAAAAUCCAGUAGCAUGAAUGCUUCUCUGUAGUAAUACUAAUUUUGUGCCUUUUGUCUGCUUUCUUAAGACCAAUUGUUCACUUUGUAGAUAUUAGACAAAUAUAUUUCGAUUAAGUACUA
This is a messenger RNA of Suricata suricatta (meerkat), 3982 nucleotides long. RefSeq names its product oxysterol binding protein like 10 (gene OSBPL10). NCBI's taxonomy places the organism in Eukaryota, Metazoa, Chordata, Mammalia, Carnivora, Herpestidae. The record is from RefSeq and is a predicted model, not a curated record. Gene Ontology annotation, cellular component: membrane; intracellular membrane-bounded organelle; cytosol. Gene Ontology annotation, molecular function: cholesterol binding. The transcript has 14 exons. Bases 1 to 2739 code for a protein of 912 amino acids.